UAUUAAUUUUUUUUUUCGUUUUCUUUUUCUCUUUUUCUUUUCGCUUCUCGUUGUAUCUUUGCGGUGGCGUUUUAGAUAGAGUGAUUUCGUUGAUAACCAGAGAUCAUCAAUGGCUAAACACGAAGAGCUUCCAAUUCCGACUUACUAUUCUUUGGAGCCUGUUUAUGGAGAUGGUUCUCUGCUCGAAGAAGCUCAGCUUAGAUUUGACAGAUUGAAAUCCAAGUUUCUCCAAGUCUUUGGACAUCUUCCUGACGUCUAUGCUCGAUCUCCAGGGAGAGUGAACUUGAUCGGAGAGCACAUUGACUAUGAAGGUUACUCGGUGCUGCCGAUGGCAAUCCGGCAAGACACCAUCGUAGCAAUCCGCAAGCAUGACGCCGGAGAGGCUCAAAAGUUUCUUAGAAUCGCUAAUGUUAAUGACAAGUACACCAUGUGUACUUAUCCUGCUGAUCCUAACCAGGAAAUUGACUUGAAAAAUCAUAGAUGGGGCCAUUAUUUCAUCUGCGGGUACAAAGGUUAUUAUGAAUAUGCUAAAUCAAAAGAAGUGGAUGUUGGUGUGCCAGUUGGACUUGAUGUUCUUGUCGAUGGAACUGUCCCAACAGGUUCGGGUCUAUCAAGCUCCACAGCAUUCGUCUGUUCUUCUACAAUUGCUAUUAUGGCUGCUUUUAAUGUGAACUUUCCAAAGAAAGAAAUUGCCCAACUCACAUGUGAUUGUGAAAGGCACAUUGGAACACAAUCUGGAGGAAUGGAUCAGGCAAUCUCUGUCAUGGCCCAAACUGGGUUCGCAGAGCUUAUUGAUUUCAACCCUAUUCGUGCCACUGAUGUGCAACUUCCUACUGGUGGGACUUUUGUAAUUGCACAUUCCUUGGCAGAAUCUCAAAAGGCUGUCACUGCUGCUACAAAUUACAACAACAGAGUUGUUGAAUGUCGGCUAGCUGCUAUUGUACUUGCAAUAAAGCUUGGAAUGAAACCACAAGAUGCAACAUCAAAAGUGAAAACCCUUUCUGAUGUUGAGGGGUUGUGCGUCUCAUUUGCUAGUAGUCAUGGUUCUUCUGAUCCUGUUGUUGCUGUUAAGGAAUUUUUAAAAGAGGAACCGUAUACGGCUGAAGAGAUUGAGAAAAUCAUUGAGGAAAAUCUGCCAUCGAUUUUCAGCAAUUCCGCAACCUCAUUGGAUGUACUAAAAGCAGCCAAGCACUAUAAGUUACAUCAGAGGGCUGCUCAUGUUUACUCUGAAGCAAGGCGGGUACGUGCUUUCAAGGACACUGUAUCAUCAAAUUUGAGUGAUAAGGACAAGUUAAAGAAGCUGGGUGACCUUAUGAAUGACAGCCACUACAGCUGCAGUGUUUUAUACGAAUGCAGCCUCACGGUUUUGUUCCAUAGGUGGAAUGGAAAACUUCUCAGGAGGUCACCCAUCCUAAGAUUUCUCUCAAGCGAGCACGUUUAACCCUGGAGUUCUUCUAACUCUCCAGGCUAUUCCACCAAAAGGCGCAUCCAGUGAUUUGUUCUCCCAUUUUAUAUAUCUUUACUUUUUGAACCCAAGACCAUCUCUCUAUACUUUGCCGAUGGGAGAUUUGCCUAAUGGACCUUUAAUUAAAAUUUAGAAAACAGUUCUUCAAAAUCUGCAAAAAAACACUUCUUUUCCUUUCUUUUUUCACUAACCUCUUCAUUUCUAAUAUGCUUUUUAUAAUUUUAAUUUUCUAUAUUUUAUUGGACAUUUAGGCCAAGAGUCACCUCUAAGAGAGAAUUGAACAAAUUGUCCCUUACCGGUCUGAUCCGUUUUUCCAAUAACUCUAUAUUGUUUCCUGAAAACUGAUUUAAUUAUUUGAGUUUGUUCUCAAGUUUUUCUGUAGUUUCACAUUACUACUAACUUCGCAAUUAUCCUUAGACCUAGGAUGUCACAGUGUCCCACAUGAAAUUUGGGCAGCAACUGAUCUCGCAGUCACUUCCCAAUACGGUCACCCAUCGCCGUGCCUUAGCUCAUUUAACCUUUUAUGUUUGUUUUUCUUAUUUCAAUUUUAACUUCAUGUAAUUAUUAUUUAUUUUUAUUUAUGACU
Messenger RNA from Hevea brasiliensis (rubber tree), 2051 nucleotides. Its product is annotated as galactokinase. The transcript has 12 exons. The record is from RefSeq and is a predicted model, not a curated record. NCBI's taxonomy places the organism in Eukaryota, Viridiplantae, Streptophyta, Magnoliopsida, Malpighiales, Euphorbiaceae. Bases 110 to 1441 code for a protein of 443 amino acids. Gene Ontology annotation, molecular function: galactokinase activity; ATP binding. Gene Ontology annotation, cellular component: cytosol; cytoplasm. Gene Ontology annotation, biological process: galactose metabolic process; carbohydrate phosphorylation.